AUGAUCACGGGAGGGGUCAUGGAGCGUGAAGCUCGCCUGCGAGAGGGCAUGCGAAUGAUGGGCAUGCGCAGCAGCGCGUUUUACGCUUCCUGGGUCGCCACUUAUGUCUUGUUGUACCUCUUCGUGGUCACAGGGGUGGUCUUGCUCCUGACGGUGGGGGAGAUCCUGCCACGCAGCAGCCCUUCUUUGCUCUUCAUUUGGCUCAUGCAGCUUGGCAACGAAGCGCGGAAAGACCAGCAGCAAGCGAAGUCGGCGUUUCACGGAGCUGAAGGAAUCUGA
Messenger RNA from Durusdinium trenchii, 279 nucleotides. The record is from the annotation of a GenBank genome assembly. Lineage: Eukaryota; Dinophyceae; Suessiales; Symbiodiniaceae.